Molecule: messenger RNA, 2253 nt
Organism: Chenopodium quinoa (quinoa)
Lineage: Eukaryota; Viridiplantae; Streptophyta; Magnoliopsida; Caryophyllales; Amaranthaceae
Exons: 2
Coding region: 1-2253 (750 amino acids)
Source: RefSeq, a predicted model, not a curated record
AUGGGAGAGAAUCCUCCUCAACCAUUUUUAAGAGACUAUGACCACCCCAACGCAUUCCAACUUCGGAGUGGCAUACGUCUUCCCACCACAAAUGCAAACAACUUUGAACUUUCACCUCAACUCAUCCGUAUGAUUCAAAGCGAUCAAUUCGGAGGUAGUCCUCAUGAGUGUCCUUUUGCUCAUUUGGACAACUUUCUUGAGUUGUGUACAACUAUCAAGCAAAACAACAUUUCGGAAGAGUUCAUCUGUAUGCACAUGUUUCAAUUCUCCCUCCGUGAUAAAGCAAAACAUUGGUUGAGAACGGUUGAAGAGGGAUCAUUGAGUACAUGGGACGAAGUCACUAGAGCCUUUCUUGGAAAGUAUUGUCCUCCGGAAAAGACCGCCGAACUAAGAAGAAAGAUCACCAAUUUCAAUCAAGACAUUGAUGAAACAUUGAGUGAAGCUUGGGAGCGUUUCAAAGAUUACACAAGGAAAUGCCCCCACCAUGGUUUUACAUCAUGGAUCAUUGUACAAAGCUUCUAUGACGGUCUUACUCCUAUUUCAAGGGCCAACCUUGAUUCCGGGGCUGGUGGUAGCCUCAAAAAGCUAUCGGUGGACGAUGCAUACAAGAUGAUUGAAGAAGUGGCCAAGCAUUAUGCAUAUGGAGGUGAUAGAAGGCAACCUCAAACAAAGAAGGGCGGAAUUCAUGAUCUUAGUGCAAUAGAUCUUAUUGCAUCAAAGUUUGAUAUGCUAGCUCACAAGCUAGAUCAAGCCACCCUCACACCCUCAAGCUCUUCCUCGCAAGUCAUGUCUUGUGAGACUUGUGGAGGAAAUGAUCACUUGUCCUCUUAUUGCAACUCAACGAAUCAAGAGCAAGCGGCGGCAAUUGGGCAAAGGAAUGAACAAUACUCCCAAUCCCACAAUCAAAGUUGGAAGCCCCAACAUAACACGGGAUGGAAGCAAUACAACCAAGGCCCCCUACAAAAUAACUACAACCAAAAUCAAACCCAACCUCAAAACCACUACAACCAACCUCAAUCACAAAACCAACAAGCUCCAUACCGCCAUCCCAACCAAAGGGAUCAAAACCACCAAAGAUCACAAUAUAACCAACCCGCUCCUCCUCCUCCACCUCCUCAAAAGACUAGCCUUGAGUCCGUUCUUGAAACUUUCAUGACUCAACAAAUAAGGAACAAUGCGGAGAUGAAUGCAAACAUCCAACAACUCCAAGCACAUAAUAAGAUAAUGGAGGGCCAAUUGGCUCAAAUUGCACAACAAGUUGGAAGUUCAUCCUCCAAUCCUAGUGGUCACUUUCCAAGCUCAACGGUAGUGAACCCAAAGGAGCAAGCUAAGGCUAUCACUUUGAGAUCGGGAAGGGGUUAUGAGGGCCCGGUUAUGAGUGAGGAGGAGACACAAAAGAGAGAUGAGGGAGUUGUGGUGAGAAGUGAGGAUGAUUUUGAAAAUGAAGUAGUUGAAGUUGAGAGAAAAGAGCAAAAGAGUGAUGAGGGAGCCAUAAAGAAAGACGAGGGAGAUGAAGAAAGAAUAGAAAAUCCCCCUAUGAGAGUAUAUAAGCCCCCCAUUCCGUUUCCUCAUAGAAUUGUAGAGAAGAAGUUGAAUGAGAAGUUUUCAAAAUUUCUUGAAGUCAUGAGAGGACUUCAAGUGAACAUCCCCUUUCUUCAUGCUAUUGUUAGCCUUAUGCCUCUCUCUAUGGCAAAAAGAUUAAAUCUUGGGGAGAUUAGCCCCACCAAAAUGUCAAUCCAACUAGCCGACCGCUCGGUUAAAGUCCCAUUGGGAGUCUUGAAGGACAUCCCAAUUCAAGUGGGGAAGGUUCUUGUGCCUUGUGAUUUUGUAAUCAUGGAGAUGGAUGAGGAUUUCAAAAUUCCUCUCAUAUUGGGUAGGCCCUUUUUGAAAACCGCGGGUGUUAAUAUUGACAUGAAAAAAGGGCGGCUUACCUUAAAUGUUGGGCAUGAAAGAAUCUCUUUCUCAUUUCCGGAAACGUUGAAUGACCCCAUGGUUAAACAAGUUCAUCGGGUUGAUGUUUUGGUUAAUAUUUUGAAAGAAGACAUGGAGGAGUCACAAGAUGAAUCGACUCAUGCUCCGGAGGUGAAAAAGCAAGAGAGGGCCAAGAAGAAAAAGAAAAACAAGAUCAAGUUGAUAGACAAGAUGUUUGGUUGCAUUUCUAGUGAUGAUAGCAAUAUUAUUUUGCCUAAGGAAAAUGGCAAGUGUGUGGGAACAAUGAGAUGGGUCAAAAAGGUGUGCCUUGACCCUCCCUAA